AUGGCUAAUAACCUAGAGGAGGUUCAUGAUGCUGAGACACUCAGUAAUUCCCAGGGUCCUCCAAUAGCUGAUAACUUGGGAGAGGUUUGUGAUGCUGAGACACCCAGUAAUUCCAAGGGUCCUUCAAUAGUUGAUAACCUAGGAGAGAUUUGUGAUGCUGAAACACCCAGUAAUUCCCAGGGUCCUCCAAUAGCUGAUAACUUGGGAGAGGUUUGUGAUGCUGAAACACCCAGUAAUUCCCAGGGUCCUCCAAUAGCUGAUAACUUGGGAGAGGUUUGUGAUGCUGAGACACCCAGUAAUUCUCAGGGUCCUCAAGAUGAGCAUCCCUCUACCAUUUCUGCUUCAUCAACAUCAUUGAGAAGCUCCAACAGCGAAGAAGACAAAGGUAAACCAAGCACUUGUGAGAUUCUGUCAUGUAUUGUGAAUAUUUGCAGAGGUCUUCUAAUCAAGAAAGCAGAUUUCCUGGUGGAUUUCCUGCUGAUUAAAUAUAGAAACAAAGAACUGAUUACAAAGGAAGAGAUGCUGAAUGUUGUUAUGGAAGAGUACACAGACUUCUUUCCUGAGAUCUUCAUGAGAGCUACUGAACGCCUAGAAAUUAUCUUUGGUCUGGAUCUGAAGGAAGUGGAUCCCGGCAGCAACACUUAUGCCCUUCACAUCAAAUUAGGCCUCACCUACGACGGGCUGCUGAGUGAAGUAGAGGGUAUGCCGAAGACUGGCCUCCUCAUGCUUAUCUUGAGUCUAAUCUUCAUGAAGGGCAACAGGGCCACUGAAGAGGAAGUCUGGGAAGUUCUCAAUAUGACAAGGAUAUAUUCUGGGCAGAAGCACUUCAUCUUUGGGGAUCCCAAGAAGCUCAUCACCAAAGACUUGGUGCAAGAAAAAUACCUUGAGUACCAGCAGGUGCCCAACAGUGAUCCCCCACAGUAUGAAUUCUUGUGGGGUCCACGAGCCCACGCUGAAACAACCAAGAUGAAAGUCCUGGAGUUUGUGGCCAAGGCCCAGAAAACUGACCCAAGGUCUUUCCCAUCCCAGUAUGAAGAGGCUUUGAAAGAUGAAGAAGAAAGAGCUCAAGCCAGAGCUGCAGCCAUCCCUGGAGAUACCCCCAUGGGCAGGGCGAGUUCCAUAAAGCUGUCCAGAAGUUCCUCUUACCCCUAG
This is a messenger RNA of Elephantulus edwardii (Cape elephant shrew), 1152 nucleotides long. RefSeq names its product melanoma-associated antigen B16-like. Gene Ontology annotation, biological process: negative regulation of transcription by RNA polymerase II. The transcript has a single exon. The record is from RefSeq and is a predicted model, not a curated record. The coding region runs from base 1 to 1152 and encodes 383 amino acids. Gene Ontology annotation, cellular component: nucleus. NCBI's taxonomy places the organism in Eukaryota, Metazoa, Chordata, Mammalia, Macroscelidea, Macroscelididae.